Molecule: messenger RNA, 1775 nt
Organism: Lycium ferocissimum
Lineage: Eukaryota; Viridiplantae; Streptophyta; Magnoliopsida; Solanales; Solanaceae
Exons: 5
Coding region: 1232-1732 (166 amino acids)
Source: RefSeq, a predicted model, not a curated record
GUGUGAAUGGAAGUUGUUACACAAUAUGCUGCACAUAAUAUAAGCUUAUUCACAGAUUUUGUGUCGAUUUGGUCUUGAAGGAGCUUUGUGAUAAGAACAAAAUUACUGUCACUUGCGGCUCGGCUUUUUCCCAGAGCCAUGCCAAAGGUUAAACGUUUUAAGAAUCCACUAAAAUCAGCUCAUGCACCACAUGAUGCUCAUGGACAUCCUUCAUAAUCCACAAGUCCAGCUCAAUCAAAUGCUACAGGGCCCUCAACAUCAGUACAAUCACCCCCACAUGAUGCAUCAAAUCCCUCGCUAGCUGAUGAAGGCCAACAAUAAGAACAAGCUCCAGCUCAACCUUCUAAUUCAAGUGCAACAUCUAAACCUGAACCACAUUGGAGAGUAGAAACAAUUGGUAUAUGCCUUAUAUGUACUUUACUUUACUCGAAGAGUUCUUUAACUUAUUCCUCUUGUAUUGAGUAACUUGUUUUCUCAUUAAAGACUCAGAAAAGACGAUCAAGGUUAUUACGGUCAAGGUAUCCGAUGUCAACAACCUACCUUUAGGGGAACGUAUAAUUGUGGACUUCAAUGAAUAUGGCACAGCAGUUGGGGCAGUGCAAGCGUUGCUUGCUGGAUAUUGUGGAACGUUGGCAAUUGAUUGCAACUUGUUCCCAAUUAGUUUUGACAGCUGGUUAGGGCCAGCAGGUGUUCCUAAAAAGUUCAAAGAAGAGUGCUUUGACACAAUUUUAAAGCCUCGGUUUUAUUUUAAGACUACUGAAGCCAAUGCAUACAGACAUUGUAAUUCCAUCCUUGGGAAGAAGUGGGGAACACAUAGGAUAAGGACGUGGGAUGAAUUUAACGAUCCAGCCAAAAGUACCAAUGAACUUUUAAGUAACGUGCCAAGGGGUAUAACUAGAGAUCAGUGGGCUAGUUAUGUUGCUUAUCGUAAAAGACCAUCAACAAUUGUAAGAUUUUGGCUAUUUUACUAAGUUUUACUGUCAUUUUGAUUAAAUAUUAGAUUAAUUUUCUAAGUUGUAAUUGGUUUUGUUGAUAGGAGCUUUGUAAAAGAAAUAAAGAAAUCCGAAGCAAGCAAAAAAUCCCACACACGGGUGGUUCGAAAUCAAUAGCGAGAGUAUGCAUAUCAACUUACUUAUUUACUUUUUUUUAUCUAAUUUAAAUGUUUUAUUAUAAUUUAUUUAAUACUUUUCUUUAGUUUUUGGCAACCGGAGUAAAUCCUAGUCGGGGAAAAAUGUAUAUUGAAACACGUAAAAGGAAAGGUGGAUCAUAUGUAAAUGAAGAGGCAAGAAUUAUAGGGGAACAAAUUGAGUUGCAUAUGACUCAAUGCAACGAAUCUGAAGCUUCCCCUGAUGAUAUUAUUGGCAAGUUGUUUGGGCCAGAGCAUUCAGGGAGGGUACGAUGUUUGGGUAUGGGAGCAGCUCCUUCAAAUACAUUCAGAAAUACCAAACGACUUAGUAAUUUGAGUGUUUCAUCAUCUAACCCCGGUGCAUCAUCCUCAACUGAUAAUACCUAUUUGCACCAAAAGGUCUCUCGUUUGGAGUGCCAAUUAGAAGGAACUUUGAAUGCUUUGAAGACUAACAUGAUAUCAAAGGAAGGAAGUUUUCCUGAUGAAUUUGUUGGUUUGUUUGCUCCUCAGCCACAGCCGAGUAAUGCAGAGAGUGAGCCUACUUCACCUGUGGAUGUAAGAGGAUCAUCGGAUGGCAGCAAUGCGAAUGACCAAGAAAAUACUUAGUAUUUUUUAUGUUUAUUAUUGUGGAACCUCUUAUAUUUUGUGG